This is a messenger RNA of Fundulus heteroclitus (mummichog), 2738 nucleotides long. RefSeq names its product SRSF protein kinase 3. NCBI's taxonomy places the organism in Eukaryota, Metazoa, Chordata, Actinopteri, Cyprinodontiformes, Fundulidae. The record is from RefSeq and is a predicted model, not a curated record. Gene Ontology annotation, biological process: spliceosomal complex assembly; regulation of mRNA processing; protein phosphorylation. The transcript is spliced from 12 exons. The coding region runs from base 377 to 1585 and encodes 402 amino acids. Gene Ontology annotation, molecular function: ATP binding; protein kinase activity.
GAAAAGGAGAAAAGGCCGACAGAGGGACGCGAGUAUUGCAAUAAAAUCCGCAGAGACUGAGGUAGGAAAAUGUGGCAGAAGCCAGGUGAGGGCUUGGACAGGAGGCAAGUUUGGUGUCUGCUGGAGACUUCCAUGUUUAGAUCCUGCUGACUCCUGCUGGUGCAGCCAGCCUCGGGAGGGAUCAGCCCAACCACCCCCACAUGUACACCCCCCGUUUCUCUGCUGCUUUUCAGCUGCUGCUGCAUCAAAGGUGAAAGCACCGCUCGUUUCUCUCGCCACCGUAUUUGUCUGUUGUCUCGGUGUGAGGCCAGCUUUCGAUCCUCGGAGGCUGUCAAUAUCCAGCAACUUUAAGGGUUGGAUCCUGAGGCUCCUCACGAUGCAGCAUCACGCGAGUAGAUGUGGCCCGUCUGAUCGUUCAGGAGCCACUGAAGGCCACGAGCAGCUCUGUCCUAAGGAGGGUCCGGACUGCGAAGACCCCGCAGAAUACUGCUAUGGUGGGUACCAUCCAGUCCAGAUUGGGGACACUUUGAACAGAAGGUACCAGGUGGAGUCUAAGCUCGGCUGGGGCUUUUUCUCCACAGUGUGGCUCUGCAGGGACCUCCGGUCAGGCCGGCGAGUCGCUGUGAAGGUGCUGAAGAGCGGCGCAGAGUUCACUCAGGCGGGGCAGGAUGAGCAGGCCCUCCUACGACACUCCAGCGGCCCCGUCGGCCGUCACCCCUCCAGCCAAAGGAUCGUUCAGCUGCUCGAUGAGUUCAAGCUGGCCGGGGUCAACGGGAUCCACGUGUGCCUGGUGCUGGAGCUGCUAGGGCCCAACCUCAGGAGCUGGCAGCUCUGCUUUGGGAGGCCAGGCCUGACGCAGCCUUGGGUUAAGCAAAUACUCACUCAGGUUCUCCAGGGCUUACACUACCUUCACAGUCGAUGUAAGAUCAUCCACACCGACAUCAAGCCAGAAAACAUUCUGCUGUGCCUGACGGAGCAGACCCGUGUUGCACCAGCAGGGGGCAGCAGCUCCAUCUCUUCAGCAGCUGGAAAGGAGCCGGGGAGCACAGAGUCUGACCAUAUGGACUUGCACAACUUGAAGGAAAUUUCAGUGAAAAUUGCUGAUUUGGGAAGCUCCUGUUGGGUGUACAAGCAUUUCUGUGAGGAGAUCCAGACCCGUCAGUAUCGCUCUCUGGAGGUCCUGCUUGGUUCUGGGUACGGGGCGUCGGCUGACAUCUGGAGUGUGGCCUGCAUGGCCUUCGAGUUGGUCACCGGAGACUCGCUGUUCCACCCCAAAGCCGGCGCCUUCAUUUCCCUGGAGGAAGACCAUAUCGCCCAGAUCAUUGAGCUCCUGGGCAAGAUUCCACCAGAUGUUGCCUUGUCGGGUAAAUAUUCAACUGAAUACUUCAACAGCAGAGGUGACCUCCGCCGUGUUGGUCCACUGAGGCCUUGGAGACUUUAUGAUGUUCUGGUGGAGAAAUAUAACUUCCUGCUAGAGGAGGCCUCGAAAUUCUCAGACUUCCUUCUCUGUAUGCUGGAUUAUCACGCUGACAGAAGAGCGACUGCCGCCCAGUGCCUUCGACACCCAUGGUUGAUGUCCGUUUAACCUUCUACAGAGCCUGCAGGUCUGAAGGCCAUGGAAAUUUCACAUGGCCAGAUGCUUUCAGCAGCAGCACCUUUGAAUUUUCAUAUUUGGGGAAUUCCUGUUGCGCUGGGUAGCAUCAGAAGGAGAAUCUUCUUCGCUUGACCUUCAUAAGCACUUUAGGCAUUUUCCUCUUUGCCUUUGUUCUCCUUGGAUUUUGUUAUCAGAACUUUGGUGCAAAUCCCAAGAUUUGUGUUGUCUUUAGAUUUUUAGACCUGAACCUGAACUAUCCUGAACCACAAGUAAGUCGUCAAUUCAUCCAUGUAUUUAUUGAAUUAUUUAGGUUUAUGUAUGAUUAAGGUUUUUCAUUUAGAUACCAGCAAACACAACAGAUUGAUAAUGUGUAGCACUGUCCGUUCUGCUCAUUAUCAAUCUGGGACUGCUCCCAUCGGAUAUGUUUGGGUAAAGGAUAGAUAUUUAGCAGAACUUUCAGAGUUGAUUGGGCAAGCGACACCUAGUGCCCGCCUACCAAAGGUUGGUUUUAGCCAGUCAUGGAAUCUAAGGAAUAUGUGGUAGAAUGCAGGCGCUAUGAGAAACCGCAAUUUAUGCUGCUCAAGGCACUUCUUGCUGCUCUUUCAGAGAAGAAAUUGUGGAUACGGAACCAACAGAUGUGAUAGCAGCAGGCAUAUGUGUGUCCUCCUGAGCUGCCAUGUUUGUUUUGGUUCAGCUGGGGGCUUCACACCGCCCGCUUUCGUCACAACUGUAUGUCCCGCCUUAAACCAUAAUACUGCAACUUCAUUGGCCCAAACCGUUAUUGGUUCGUUCACAAACAGUCGAAGCGAUACAAGACGGAUUCUCUUGUGUUUGUGAACGCACAAAUACCGCGAGAAUUAAGCUUGCAGGCAAGGUUAAUGCUUUAUUAAAGGAAUGCUAAAUGCAUGUUGAGUGAAUUUUAAAUGCGUAGCCUUUUUGCUACAUGUUACAGAAUGUCUGGACAGGAAUGAUUGCACCUCAUCCUAAUUGUGUCCGUAGCACAGUAAUGUGUCUGCAGUGAUGUCAUGAAAUGCACCCUAAGCCCAUUCUGGAGAACAAGCAAUGAGUGUAAACACUGGCAACACGUGCAGCAAUAUUAGAGGAAUUAGCUGUGAUUAUUAAGGAACAAUUGGGUGUUUUUUUU